Pocillopora meandrina is the source of this 10314-nucleotide messenger RNA. NCBI's taxonomy places the organism in Eukaryota, Metazoa, Cnidaria, Anthozoa, Scleractinia, Pocilloporidae. The record is from the annotation of a GenBank genome assembly.
AUGGUCGACACUGCAAACAGCACAAAUCCAAGAGCGGGAGCGGGUGUUCUAUCUGUUCUGUUCUUUUUUUGGAUGAAUGACGUGUUGAAACUGGGAAAUAAGAGGUCGCUCAGUGAUCAAGAUCUGCUCCCUCUACUUGAAGACCAAAGAGCUGAACUUCUCGUGGGAAAAGCGGAAAAGAAUUGGCUCAGAGAAUUAGAGGAAAGGAAAUUAAGAAACAAGAAACCACGUCUAUGGAAGGCAUUGGUUGCCAUUAUUCCUUGGAGAUCAGCUAUGACAAUGUUAACUUUACAAGUUCUCAGGUCUCUGAGCUUUUCCCUGCUGCCAUUAUGUCUGUGGCUUUUGUUAAAAGUUUUAAACGAUGGGCCAGAACUAAACAUGAAGUUAGCGUUUUCCUAUGUGACACUCUUAGGUGCAAUGAGUGUGGUACAAGCUGUCACAACACAACACUAUGACCACCUUACAGAGCUGUGGGGACUGAAAUUAAAAGUGGCAUUAAUAGGUCUUGUUUACAAGAAGGUAAGGUCGUUUAUUGUUUAAUCAAAUAAUGGAGUAGCUAUGACUAAAUAGGAGAGUUGACACUUUUUGGGAUGAGCUGGAUUUGUGACUGUUUUUUUCUGUGAGACAUUUAGAAUCUCUGAAUACGGUAACACCUACAGUCGCUAUCUAACAACAGCACAUAACCACAUGAAAAGUGAGAAAACAGCUGUAAUAUUCAAUUUAUUCCUUGACCAUGCUAUGAGAUGAUUUACCCGCACAACUAAACACAUGACAAGGCCAUUACAUACUUGCCUUUAUUGUGGAUAACUUCGAUUUACUGCUGAAUUUCUGAGUCUAUAAGGCUAAGAACGUUUAUGUUCUUUAAUCAAGGUCAAUGCGUCAAUUUAAGUCUUUAAUUAAGUCGCAAACUUAGUUUUAAUGCCCCUCAGCAUAUAACGGAAUUAGGGCCAUUAAAAUACGUUAAAUUUAGCUUUGACAAGGUUGAAAAGGGUCGAUGUUUAUUGCUCAAAAGGGUUCCUUAAACAACGACCGGAAUAAAGCAAUUACCUUUUUUGGUUAUACAUAGGACUUUUAUCCAAAAAUCCAAGUUUCUGAUUCGUUUGAAUCAAUUGGUCACUGGGUUCAGUGCUGGGAAAUUAUUUUUUCCCCUUAACUAACAUGCACAGUUUUGUUAAAGUGAAGAGUGUUUUGAGUCCUCCCUAGUACUGUUGUGCAAAAUGGGGAGUUCAGGCACAAACGCAACACUGUAAAUCACUUUAAUUGUUUACGAUCCGAUUUGAACAAGAAUCGUGGGGACAAUUAGAGCUUUUCGGCUGAUUGAUUAAAAUAAAUUAUCCCAUGUAAAUGUUGGAAGCUGGAUCGGUCAGUAACACUUCUGCGGACGAAAAUAGUUCUGUGUUUUCUGAGGUAAAAGAAACUCUUUCAAUUUGUAUAGAUAAUCACAUGAUUUCGAGUGCAAUUUGGAAUAAAUAAGCACGAGUAUUUUUUUUUAAAGACUGGUCUUUGAAAAAAUUAACAAGAGCUUGUUUAUUCCAAAUUGCACGAGAAAAAUCAUGUAAUUACGUGUUAAUAAUAUACAUGGAAAAAUACGAGGUGGCCUAUCAUAAUUAAGCAUAAGCAAAGCGCGCGCAUCAAUUGCCAAAAUAAUUUAUUCAGACGUGCGUUCGGUCGAAACAACCGCGUACGAUCAAAACAAUAAUAUGCAAUGAUAUCUUCAUAUCUUCAAGGCGCAAAAAAGUCCAAAGUCCGGCCAAACAGUUCAAGAAAUUGUUCAGUCUGUUCGAAUCACUUUCGAUGAAAUGGAAUCGUCGUUUCUGAGGUUUAACCAUGUUUGUUUGUAAUUUCGGCGUUGGAUCGCUCGAGCAAAGUGUUAAGCUGGGUCAGCUCUCAGUUUUCGAUUUCCUUGGCAAUUCCCUUCUCUAAACACCACUUUUUCCAAACCGAUAACCAAAAAGCAGGGGUUUUUUACAGUGUUUUCGUUGUUUGAGUUGUUUUUCAGCUGCGGUGGCGAAAGAAACCCUACUUAAAACGCCGGCCAUUGUUUCGCUCGCAAAUUUUCUUGCGACAUCCAAGGCUCGCAUUCGAUUGGCUAUCUGUGAAUUUCUUUGAUUAUUGACCAAUCAGAAUUAACCCUCUUCUGCACUGAAUUAACUCUCUUCUGCACUGAAUUAACUGAAAAGUGCAUUUAUCUUACCCAAUCAGAACUGAGUAAUUUUUCCAUGUAAAUUAUUAAUUUCCUAAUACCUUAAAUUGCUAUCAGUCAAACACACUUGUGUUCACAUAAAUUGCAUUCUGAGGUAUAUCCUACCGAGGUAGAAAACUGAUAAAGUUUGUUAUCAGAUGUACGCGGGAGAAACCUCAGUAAACAUACGACCAUCGCGUUGGAACACAGGAAGACCAAACUAAGCGACCAUAGGAAUUCUAAGCUCGCAGACCGUUUCAAAUUUACUAUACAGUGCAGCACCGAUCAUAUUGAGAAAGCUGUUCUCAUUAUUUCAGGAUCGAUUUUUCAGAAAACGUUAGAGGAAUGAAGCUCAAAUUAGGCGAAGACAUAGAGCAUCAACAACUGAUCAACAGCCGUCGAAGAGAUUUCCAGCAGUUCGGCAUUAAUUGCAGUUUGGAGGGAAGAAGGUUGUAGUUGGCGGCCACUUUCUUCUCUUAACGGCCUCCGGUUAAAAGUAAUUUCGUAAAAAAAAGAUUUCAACGACUAAUGAAGGCUAAAAUGAGUCAAAUGCGUCGAUUAACAUUUCAUUUAACUUUAUUGAGAUAUUCAGACCGAGAUGUCAUUUAGAUAUGUAAUUAUCAGGGCUUCAUUCAUAACCCUCGUAGAUUUUGUUCGUCUCAUGUCAACAAUUAUCAACUACAAAAGCACAGUGUGAUCUGCCUGUGGCUGCAGUCCAAAUAUUCUCGAGCGAUUGUGAGUCGAAACGUGACAUAGGAAGAUCAAGACAGAUUUGAAUCGCAGCACAUGAAUUUGAAGAAGAUUUAAGCGUGUGUAGUAUCGUGUACAGCCGCCCACUUCUAAAGUUCCAUUCAACUAAUUGACCAGUGAGAACUAAAGUUAUAAAAAAGACACACACAUACAUAAAAAAAGCUGCGACUAUAAAAAGCCUUGAUGCGCUAGUCAGCGGACUUACCUACGAGUUACCAGAAACUGAUGGAAGGAGCGAGUGAAGUAGUAACAUUCAAAGUCCGAUCGAAACUCAGAAAAUGGCGUCAUUUCCUGAGUAAUAUUGGAAACAACGUUACAAUGCAAUAUUUCGUAUCACUACGUAUAUCGAAGGAUUUUAUUUUCUGAAAUUCCGCUUGAAGCACCUCGAUCCCACGAUCCCAAUGUCCUUUUUGCCUAUAAACAGAAUUUGAACCCGUUCUUUUCAGGUUGUUUCAUUGGAUCGUUACAGCCUAAUAAAUACAGCAUCUGGAAACACCAUAAAUCUAGUAUCAAAUGACGCACAGAAAAUAGAGAAGUCUCUGAACCAAAUGGGCAUGGUGUUAUCUGCUCCAAUAGAGCUCGUGAUCAGUAUUCUGAUCUUAUGGUACCUGGUCGGUUGGGAAGCUCUCACUGGUGCUGGUAUGUUUUUCUGUCUCGUGGCGUUUCAAGUUUUAUUGGCGAAAAAAGCUGCCAGCCUAAGCGAGAAAGCAGCUUCUUUCACAGACGAGCGGCUGAUGGUAAUGAAUGAAAUUAUCUCUGGAAUACGUGCAGUAAAGAUGUAUGCCUGGGAGUGGAAUUUUAGAGAUCUUGUGCAUGACCUUCGCAGGUAAAAAGAAAAAAAAAUACGUGUAAAUAUGUUAGAAAGGGUAAAUGGUUUGAAGCCAGGAGUAGUAAUGUGCUAGUCUGAAGAGGUCGAUGAGUCUUUCGUCACAGGAAGUUAUCGUUUAGUUUUGUUUUGUUUUUUCGCAGAAAGGAGAUGUCCGUUAUACGCUUAAAAGGUGUCAUAGUUGCCAUCUUAGUCGUUUUGUACUUCACAACACUUCCGAUCGCCUCUCUCAUCUCGGUAGUAACAUUGGCGUUUACGGGGACACAGUUAUCUGCAUUUACGGUAUUUACUCUGCUUUUGGGCUUAACAACAAUCAGGGCGACAUUUUGCUACAAUUUGAGUAUGUCUAUGCAAAUGGUCGCAGAUGCAGUAGCAGCACUAAAUAGAAUUCAGAAGUUUCUUGAAAAACAGAUAUCUAACUAUGUGGCUAAACCUGAAGGAUCCCGAGAAAACGAUGAUCGGCUCUUGACAAAGCUAAGAGUGAAAGAAUAUGGGUUGGUAAAUCCUAUCUUCUCUGUCAAGGAAAGUGAUAAUCACGCUAGGGGAACUCAACAUCAAAAUAAUGGCGAGCUCUCAACAGACCACAUAAACUUUGAGGACGAGAACCCUGAGAGCUCGAAAAGUAAUGUGUUCGUCAAGUUAACUAACUACAAGAGGCGGAAAAACUCCUCAGGCAAACCACAUCAAGCAAGCAUUCAAAACUCCCCAGCCAUAAGUACUUCAACGGUCCCCUUGGAUGACACACCUUACUUGCCCCAGGAUAGACCGGUUUGGCUAACUACUCAUGGAUCUAUUGAAGAACAUCAAGGAAAUGCCUCUCACUUUAAAAAGCUGUGCCUCUCAAUCACUAAUGUUUCUUGCUCUUGGAACCAAAAGGAUCUACCCAAUACCUUAACUGGCAUUACUUUAGACAUCAUAAGUAGCAAAAUCCUCGCUAUAAUAGGUGAAGUUGGAAGUGGAAAGUCAACCCUGUUACGAGCCGUCCUUGGAGAACUACCUCUUCACGAGGGAAAGAUUUCUUAUCAAGGCAAGAUAGCCUAUGCUCCUCAAGUACCUUGGGUAUUCUCUGGAACCAUAAGAGAGAACAUUUUGUUUGGGCUUCCAUUUGACGAGCAGAAGUUUCAACAUGUUGUAGAUAUAUGCGGUUUGACCAAAGAUUUUACGGAUCUCGUCCAUGGCGAUCUCACAGAGAUCGGAGAGCGAGGAGCAACCCUCAGUGGUGGUCAGAAAGCGCGGGUGGGAUUAGCACGAGCAGUUUAUUCAGAUGCCGAUAUUUACUUACUUGAUGAUCCAUUAAGUGCAGUGGAUACUAAAGUAGGAAAGAAACUGUUCGAGGGUUGUAUUUGUAAUCAUUUGUCUGGCAGCAUACGUUUAUUAGUCACUCACCAGCUGCAACAUUUGAAAGGUCUGGAUCACAUCGCUGUAAUGAAGAAUGGCUCAAUCAUCAAUGAGGGAACCUUCACGGAACUUAGACAAGACGGGACAUUUUCUGAUCUCGAGGAAUUGUUCAAGCACCAUGUGCAUGAACAGAGACGGAAAAGCUCGCUGAGUCACUUCCAAUUUAGCAAGGAAGGACAUUUCACUAGGAUGACGAGCCGACGUCGAUCAUUUGUUUCACCUACUGUCUUGAAAACUACAGAUGACUGCCCAAAGAUUUCAAGAAGUGUAACUAUGUUUGAGUUAAGAGGUAAAAAGCCCCAAAGAAAGUUGUCCAACUCAAAUUUUCUCGCAAAAUGCAAAGGUAACAAAGAAACAAGCAUCUUGGAAUUUGAAGGUAAUCAAGAGUUGUCUACAGCGGAGGAGAGAGAUCGUUUUCUCCUUUCAAAAAUGGAACCAGUGCCCAGUGCUCCGGAACAACCCGUUGCUGGUAUAAAAGAAGACGAAGAAAAUUUGAUGUCUGGCACUGUCACCUGGCGACUUUAUUGUAAAUAUUUCAAGGAGGGUCUACCACUACCCAUGAUCUUGGUUCUUGCAGUUUCCUUGAUAGCAGCACAAGGUAACGACAGUUUUCAUUUCAGUUUUCAGAGGCCCGCAUGAAUUCUUUUUUCUAUCAUCACAAACAGGCAAUUUUCAAAAAAGGAAAAAAUAUCUUAUUUUUACGAAAGAAAAUCCUGCGUUCAGCCAACAUCUAUCUUCAAAAUCAACAACCGAGUUCUUGGAGGUUACGGAAUGAUUUUUAAUACAGCAUGUCUACAUUUUGGUAACAAAGUUCAUGAAUAACAUGCGCAUGCGCACGCGCACAUGUGUAAACGUAUCGCACGUUCGAGGUUCCUUAGCAUGUUAGGGGCUUUCUCAUUUCUUAGCAUGGUAAAGGCAAUCUUACCAUUAGAGGUUUUUUGAUCUUGAACUUAAAAAUAUGACAAGGAAGUGAAAACCAGCAAGAGGUUCAUUCACGACCUUUAAGGGAAAAGAUCCCUUUUAUUGUUAAUUCAACUUACGACAGCUUUUUUUGGCAGAAGCGUUGAGUUCCGCACUGAUGUUAAGAUCCUUUCUUCAAUGGCAUCGUCUUUGGCUAUUAAUUAUCGUUCAAAUAACUGUAGGAGAAUAUUAAAAUACAUUUAAUUUACCUUAAGGAUUUUUAUAAUAAAGUUCGGAUAUAACGCGCGCUGUCAUUGGUUGAAAGAGCGUUCUCUAUGAGAGUAUAGAGCAUAGAACUGAGCUACAGCUGUCACGCCAUCUACCAAUUGUACUAUGUUCGAGCUUUUCCGGGACUUCUUUUGAGCUUCUUUCCGAUAAUUGAAAGUGAAAUUUCGGAACUGAAGCGAGCCGGCAAGUGGCAACAGAAGAAUCAAACAAAGGUUUGUAAAUAUACCAGGUGCCAUCCUCAAAGGAAAAACAAAAUAAACAUUCCGAGUUUUAAAGAUUUUCACGCUCAGUUAGAUUGCAAGCUUACGUACGGUAAUAAAAAUCAAACACAGCUAACACUCGUAUAGUAUAUAAAGUUCAGUGUUCAAAAACAAAACAGAACAAAACAGAAAUGAUGAAAAAUAUAACCAAACUGGCAUAAUUGUUAAAAUUCAUACUAAUCAUGACGGUGUCUGAGCGAAUAUGAUCAUGCUAAGUUCAUCGCGGCUCGCUCAUCAUGGCGAUCUCCGGUCAUCACAGUAAAGCAAGCCUCAGAAACUACAUCUGCCGCCUUUCGAGCAAAAAAUAAGAGCUUGCUCUGAUAUCUUUUCCGAUACGUUGAGUGGCAAUUCACAUUAGUCACUGCAGCUGAGUUUUGCGGCGCUGUCAUCACGUGCGAUCUUCAUGUUCCGGUGAAUUCGGCUGUCGUUCAUACAAAAAACACUCGCCUUGAACAGUUUGUUUUCUACCUUGUCAUGUGAAAAAACUCGCGUGUUUUUAUGAGCCAUAAUUCGGCUGAAGUUCACUGAACAUUUAACUUCAAGAUUCUGUAUUAGAGACUUAAAAACUUCAGGCAAAAGUGUUAAAUUCGACUUGCCGAACUAUUUUAGUUGGUAAACUAUCGUAGAAUGUGAACUUUGAUGGUUUGACACUUUUGACAGCUUUAGUCUUGUAAAGCCAAUCAGACUAUUUGAACCAUUCUAACAGGGAUUCUGAUUGGCUUAUUGUAGCGUGCUUUAUGAGAGUAUAGAGUAUGCUGACGACAUUGUUGUUCGCUUUGGAAAUAAAGUUUGUUUUGAAAAUUGAAAGUAAUGCUUGGGGAAUUUAACAGAUUCUUUAUUAUAAAACAAAUAGAGAAGCCUUGACUGUGCUCUCGACUACGUCUCGUGUUUCUCCCUACACUUCUUUCGUGCUGUAGCCGCUUCCUGCGUGCUUUAUAACAGAACAGAGCACAGUCAAGGCUUCUCUAUUUGUUAAGUAGGGUCUUGAUUUUGUACCUAACGCCUUCUUUUCAUCAGAUCAGGAUUAAGACUUCUUUUCUAAUACUUGAAAUGUUUCAGUUUCCCUAAUAGUUCCAAACUGGUGGUUGGCUAAAAUUGCUGAGAUGUCAAAUGAAAAGCAGAAAGCCGUGGACACCCAUGUUAUUUACGCCAUUCUGGUUGCUGUGUCAAUCAUUAUCUUGACAGCAUCGUCUUUAUUGUUUUAUUACAUUCUCCUAAAAGCGUCCGAAACCCUGCACAAGAAAAUGACCAUAGCGACAAUCAAGGCUCCUGUGUUUUUUUUCGACACAAACCCAGCUGGUCGUAUCCUCAAUCGAUUCUCCAGAGAUAUUGGCUGCAUGGACGACGUUUUACCGCCUCUGUUCUUGGAAGCCAUCAAGUUUUCCUUAUUCUCGCUAUGUGCUGUUUUGGUUCCUGUAGCAACAAACUACUGGCUUUUCUUGGCCCUACUUCCAAUCAUUGCGAUAUUUGGCUAUUAUGCGCGUUAUCAAUUGAAGUCUUCACGAGGACUGAAAAGGAUCGAGGCAAUCAAGUGCAGCCCUGUAUACUCACAUAUCACAGACACCUUAAAUGGACUUGAAAUAAUUCACACUUCAAAUAUGGACGACGCCUUUAUAGAAAAGUUUUACAGGUUAGCUCACGAGAACUGCUGUCAACAGUUUGAAGCUCGACUGCAAGUUAUUGUCUUCAACUCUUCCUUUUUUUUAAAAAAAAGAUUUUACCCUUGUGGUAAACUUUGAGCAGCAAGAUAGGAAAAUGAUAAGAAUUGUUACUAUCUUUUCUCGGUGACAUCUGUUUAUAACGCAAAGGUUCAGCACAGUUUGACAAGGUUCAGCAUAGUUUGUCAAAUUUCUGGCCUUUCAAGUGUUUGUUAUUGCUUAAGAGAUUUGAGUUUAAUUUAAAUUUUUUGAAAUAGCAGAGGUUAUUUCCAAGUAGUUCGCUCAAUGGAAGUUGUUUUUUCUUCUUUCGUUACCUGUUCCCCUUUUUUAUCAGAAUUCAUUCACUGUGUUCAGACCAAGAAAAAUUGGCCUUGUUAGCUAUAUUCAUUUCUUCCAUGAACAAUUUGGAUCAAUUCUUUCUCAUGAAGGUAUCAGGACGAGAACACACAAGCUUUCAUUAUGGUGAUAUCAUGCACCCGCUGGUUGAGUAUUCGCUUGGAUCUGAUGUGCAGUUUGUUUGUCACGAUUGUCGCAUUAACUGCUAUUUUGGUCGUAGAAAAUCCUGGUGAGUACACGCAAGCAUUUGCUGAAACAAUGCGGGAUACGUUCUUGUUACAAUUUUUUUCUCCGCCUCACUUAACUCUUUUAACUCACUUUUAAGAGGUGUGUACAGAACGAUAAAGUGCUUGGAAUUUCAUUUGGCUGGUUUAUCUCUCCUUGGGUAUACUAUAAUGCCACAAAAAGCUUGCUUGGCUAGGAAUUCUUAAUUGUUAAAACCAUGCCCUCCUUCUUGCCUCCCUCAAAUAUCAAUCCCAGCAGUCCCAAACCAGCCAACUGCAAUAUCGCAGUUUAUUUUGGAGACUUUUUUCUUUCAGUACUGGCUGGACUCGCUUUAACGUACGUACUGCAAUCUCUGGAUCUCACACAAUAUUCUGUACGUCUGACCUCAGAAGUAGAAAAUCUGAUGACAUCAGUUGAGCGAGUGAUGUCAUAUGCAAAGAUUGGCUCUGAGCCCGGUUACAGCAUUGAAACCCGCCCCCCUCAGUCAUGGCCCGACAAAGGAAGCCUGAAAAUAAAGCAACUUUCUUUAGCUUACUAUGAAGGCGGACCUUGUGUAUUAAAGGACAUCACCUUUAACACUUAUGAGAGAGAAAAGAUUGGAGUUGUGGGUCGAACUGGCGCUGGAAAGUCAUCUCUGGUGUCUGCUUUGUUCCGUAUGCCAGAACCCUCAGGGAAGGUAAUAGUAUGAAAUGAUGCAAGUUAGCUUUAUUCGCUAUAUUCAAGUCACAUUGGUUUAAAUUUGGGAAGAAAGCAGCAAGGCUUAGGCUCCUUGUGACAAAAAUGUCUCAGUUAUAUAUUAAGUUUGUGAAACGAUUGGUACCCUGGCCUUUCACGACCUGGAUUUUAUCACCACUAAAUUUAUACCUGCAGGUAGACAUAAGGUGAACUAAAAAUUUUCUUAAAUCCAUAAUUCAUAUUUCAUCUGCGCAGGUGUUCAUCGAUGGUGUUGACCUUACAUCUAUCAAUCUACAGGAGGCUCGGAGGUCCAUGGUCGUUAUAACGCAAGAUCCAGUGCUCUUUGCUGGAACAUUGAGAAAGAACUUGGAUCCAUUCAUGGAUCACACAGAUGCAGAGCUCUGGAUGGCGUUGGAAGAAGUGCAGUUGAAGGCUCUUGUAGAGGAUCUCCCAGAUCAGCUCCAAUUCAAACUGAAAGAAUCCGGAGCAAACUUCAGCGUUGGUGAGAGGCAGCUGAUCUGUUUGGCUCGAGCUCUGGUCCAGAAGAGCAAGAUCAUUGUCAUGGAUGAAGCCACUGCCAAUGUGGAUUUCAAGACUGACCGUCAGAUCCAGCAGGUUAUUCGUCACAAGUUUAAAGACUCCACGGUGCUUACCAUUGCUCAUCGUCUCAACACCAUCAUGGACUAUGACAAGGUUCUGGUUCUCGAUGGUGGACGAGUAGUGGAGUUUGAUGAACCCGAAAUGUUGAUGAGAAACGGUGGAACAUUCGCUGAAAUGGUGAAGAGCCAGACCCAGAGCAGGAAAACUAAAAACUGA